UUCAACCAAAAGAUGACCCAUCCAAGCGACAAUAGAGCAUCUAAUAUCAUAGUAAAUCAUGACUUCUCCAAUGGACUCGACUCUUGGCAUCCUAAUUGCUGCGAGGCCUUUGUAGUAUCAGCUGAGUCUAGAAAUCAAAUUGGAUUGUCACGAAAGUCGGGUGGUAAUUAUGCAGUUGUCAAAAAUCGGACAGAACACUGGCAGGGCCUGGAGCAAGAUGUCACAAGCAGAAUUUCACCAGGAUGUACAUACUUUGUUUCUGCUUGUGUUGGAGUAUCUGAGCCUCUUUCGGGGUUUACCAAUGUCAUGGCAACAUUGAAGCUAGAAAAUCAUGGUUCAGCGACUAGCUAUUUAUUCAUUGGAAAAACCUCCAUGUCAAAGGGGAAGUGGGAAACCGUAGAAGGUACAUUCUCGUUAUCAAGCGUACCUAAACGGGUUAUAUUUUAUUUGGAAGGGCCGCCUCCUGGUGUUGAGCUUCUAAUUGAUUCAGUGAUGAUCCAUCCAAGUGCCAAUUCAGCUGCUAAUAUCGUAGUGAAUCAUGAUUUUUCCAACGGACUGUACUCUUGGUAUCCCAAUUGCUGCAAUGCCAUUGUAGUAUCAGCUGAGUCUAACCCAAUGGGAUUGUCACCAAAGUCAGGUGGUAACUACGCAGUUGUCAAAGAUCGCACAGAACACUGGCAGGGUCUGGAGCAAGAUAUCGCAAGCAGAAUUUCCCCGGGUGUUACAUACUCGGUUUCUGCUCGUGUUGCAGUACCGGGGCCUCUUUCAGUGUGUACAGAUGUCAUGGCAACUUUGAAGCUAGUAAACCUUGGUUCAGCACCUAGCUAUCUGUUCAUCGCAAAAACCUCUGUGUCAAAGGGGAAAUGGGAAAUGGUGGAAGGUACAUUCUCAUUAUCAACCGUGCCUAAAAGGGUUAUAUUUUAUUUGGAAGGGCCUCCUCCCGGUGUUGAGCUGCUUAUUGAUUCAGUGGUUAUUAGCUGUUCCAGUUCAAGCAAGUCAGAGAGUACAAGCGAAAGAUUCAAUAUUGCUGGAGACGAGAUCAUCAUAAAUCCUCAAUUUGUAGAUGGUCUUAGUAACUGGUCUGGAAGAGGCUGCAAGGUUGUUUUGCAUGAUUCUAUGGCAGAUGGGAAGAUAGUCCCGCAAACUGGAAAAGUUUUUGCAUCUGCAACAGAGCGCACUCAGAGCUGGAAUGGAAUUCAGCAGGAAAUCACUGGAAGACUGCAACGUAAACUUGCUUAUAAUGUAAUGGCUGUUGUACGAAUUUAUGGUAACAAUGUCACGAGUGCUACUGUACAAGCCACUUUAUGGGUCCAAACACCAGAUCGCCGCGAACAGUACAUUGGAAUAGCCAAAGUGCAGGCAACCGACAAGGAUUGGGUGCAAUUGCAGGGAAAGUUCCUACUAAAUGGUUCCCAAUCAAGAGUGGUCAUCUAUUUAGAAGGCCCACCUCCAGGCACGGACAUUCUUGUCAAUGUCUUAAGCAUAAAACAUGCCGAGAAGAUCCCUCCUUCACCACCCCCAGUUAUUGAGAAUCCUGAUUAUGGAGUUAAUAUAAUUACAAAUAGUCAACUAAGUGAUGGCACGAAUGGAUGGUUUCCUCUUGGUAACUGCAAUUUGAGUGUUGCAUUAGGCUCACCGCAUAUACUUCCUCCAAUGGCUAGAGCUUCCCUUGGUGUCUAUGAACCUUUAAGUGGCCGCUACAUCCUGGUGACAAAGCGUACACAAACUUGGAUGGGGCCAGCUCAGAUGAUCACUGAUAAACUGAAACUUUUCUUGACAUACCAAGUGUCUGCUUGGGUUCAAAUUGGUUCCGGAGCAAGUGGUCCUCAAAAUGUGAACGUUGCACUUUCUGUGGAUGGCCAGUGGGUCAAUGGUGGACAAGUUGAGAUUAAAGAUGGUAGAUGGCAUGAAAUUGGUGGUUCGUUUAGAAUUGAGAAGCAACCAUCCAAGGUUAUGGUUUAUAUCCAGGGUCCAGCCGCAGGUCUUGAUUUAAUGGUUGCCGGACUUCAGAUUUUCCCUGUCGAUCGCGUGGACAGGUUUAAACAUUUGGCUAGGCAAACUGAUAUGACUCGAAAGCGUGAUGUCAUCCUCCAAUUCUCAGGAUCCAGUUCAAGCAGUUUGUUUGGAACUUCUGUGAAAGUCACACAAACACAAAAUAGCUUCCCUAUAGGGUCUUGCAUUAACAGAACCAAUAUAGAUAAUGAAGAUUUUGUUGAUUUCUUUCUGAAAAACUUCAACUGGGCGGUUUUUGGAAAUGAAUUGAAGUGGUAUUGGACAGAACCACAACGAGGAAAUUUCAACUACAAAGAUGCUGAUGAUAUGUUGGCUUUCUGCCAAGACCAUAAAAUAGAAACCCGAGGUCAUUGUAUUUUCUGGGAAGUACAGUCCACAGUCCAGCAAUGGAUUCAAGCAUUGAACAAAAAGGACUUGAUGACUGCUGUUCAGAACCGUCUAACAGGCCUUCUCACACGUUACAAGGGAAAGUUCAGACACUAUGAUGUGAACAACGAGAUGUUGCAUGGGUCAUUUUAUCAAGACCGGUUGGGCAAAGAUAUACGUGCAUACAUGUUUAAGACUGCAAAUCAGCUUGAUCCAUCUGCCACCUUAUUUGUGAAUGAUUAUCAUGUUGAAGAUGGAUGUGACACCAGAUCAUAUCCCGAAAAGUAUAUCGAACAAAUUCUUGAUUUCCAGCAGCAAGGUGCCCCUGUUGGAGGAAUCGGAAUUCAAGGACAUAUUGAUAAUCCAGUAGGACCCAUUGUGAGUGAUGCCCUGGAUAAGUUAGGUGUUCUUGGUCUUCCUAUCUGGUUCACAGAGCUCGAUGUGUCCUCCGUCAACGAACACGUUAGAGGGGAGGAUUUGGAAGUUAUGCUUCGAGAAGCUUUUGCACAUCCUGCCGUAGAGGGUGUAAUGCUGUGGGGAUUUUGGGAAUUGUUCAUGAGCCGGGACAAUGCACAUUUGGUUGAUGCAGAAGGUGAGAUCAAUGAAACUGGUAAGAUAUUUCUUGCUCUUAAACAAGAGUGGUUGUCUCAUGCUCACGGACGUAUCGAUAUUCAAGGACAGUUCGAAUUCAGAGGCUUCCAUGGGACAUAUGUUGUGGAAAUCGAAACCGAAUCUGACAAGGUUUCGAAAACAUUUGUUGUCGACAAGGGUGACUCCCCACUGGUUGUGUCUAUAGAUCUGUAAAUUCUCUUUGGCUGCUAUAGACCUAACAAAUGAGGUAACGUUAGCAUCCUUCACUUCAUGGAUCAUCCAAUAUUGUUUAUGUAAAGCCAAAAAUAUGCGUCAUCAUCGAAAAUCUUGUUAUUAAGAAUAUCAAUUACAUGGGUGUCAUGUCCAAUGUAACA
This is a messenger RNA of Hibiscus syriacus, 3344 nucleotides long. RefSeq names its product endo-1,4-beta-xylanase 1-like. Bases 13 to 3183 code for a protein of 1056 amino acids. The transcript is spliced from 8 exons. Gene Ontology annotation, biological process: carbohydrate metabolic process. The record is from RefSeq and is a predicted model, not a curated record. Gene Ontology annotation, molecular function: hydrolase activity, hydrolyzing O-glycosyl compounds. NCBI's taxonomy places the organism in Eukaryota, Viridiplantae, Streptophyta, Magnoliopsida, Malvales, Malvaceae.